Molecule: messenger RNA, 1353 nt
Organism: Schistocerca americana (American grasshopper)
Lineage: Eukaryota; Metazoa; Arthropoda; Insecta; Orthoptera; Acrididae
Product: retinitis pigmentosa 1-like 1 protein
Exons: 4
Coding region: 1-1353 (450 amino acids)
Source: RefSeq, a predicted model, not a curated record
AUGGGGGGUGAGAGGCAGGAAUACCUCGGGCCUAUUCUUACCCCGGAGCCGCAGGGUGAGAGGCAGGAAUACCUCUGGCCUGUUCUUACCCCGGAGCCGCAGGGUGAGAGGCAGGAAUACCUCGGGCCUGUUCUUACCCCGGAGCCGCAGGGUGAGAGGCAGGAAUACCUCGGGCCUGUUCUUACCCCGGAGCCGCAGGGUGAGAGGCAGGAAUACCUCGGGCCUGUUCUUACCCCGGAGCCGCAGGGUGAGAGGCAGGAAUACCUCGGGCCUGUUCUUACCCCGGAGCCGCAGGGUGAGAGGCAGGAAUACCUCGGGCCUAUUCUUACCCCGGAGCCGCAGGGUGAGAGGCAGGAAUACCUCGGGCCUAUUCUUACCCCGGAGCCGCAGGGUGAGAGGCAGGAAUACCUCGGGCCUAUUCUUACCCCGGAGCCGCAGGGUGAGAGGCAGGAAUACCUCGGGCCUAUUCUUACCCCGGAGCCGCAGGGUGAGAGGCAGGAAUACCUCGGGCCUAUUCUUACCCCGGAGCCGCAGGGUGAGAGGCAGGAAUACCUCGGGCCUAUUCUUACCCCGGAGCCGCAGGGUGAGAGGCAGGAAUACCUCGGGCCUAUUCUUACCCCGGAGCCGCAGGGUGAGAGGCAGGAAUACCUCGGGCCUGUUCUUACCCCGGAGCCGCAGGGUGAGAGGCAGGAAUACCUCGGGCCUGUUCUUACCCCGGAGCCGCAGGGUGAGAGGCAGGAAUACCUCGGGCCUGUUCUUACCCCGGAGCCGCAGGGUGAGAGGCAGGAAUACCUCGGGCCUGUUCUUACCCCGGAGCCGCAGGGUGAGAGGCAGGAAUACCUCGGGCCUGUUCUUACCCCGGAGCCGCAGGGUGAGAGGCAGGAAUACCUCGGGCCUGUUCUUACCCCGGAGCCGCAGGGUGAGAGGCAGGAAUACCUCGGGCCUAUUCUUACCCCGGAGCCGCAGGGUGAGAGGCAGGAAUACCUCGGGCCUAUUCUUACCCCGGAGCCGCAGGGUGAGAGGCAGGAAUACCUCGGGCCUAUUCUUACCCCGGAGCCGCAGGCCAAAGCCAGUUCUACUGCACGCAACGCGUGCCGCGAUAGCACAUCCCCUGCAGCAUCUACUACCCGCGUCGCACGCCUUCCACCCACUGGCACAGCUCGCAGACGUCGCUGGCCAGUCAUCGUGGAGCUGGUGGAAGCUGUGAGCUCCACUAGAGGCAAAUACCACCACCACCACCACCGCCACCGCCGCCGCCACCUCGACCAUACACUUUGUAUGGUUGCGUCCGAGCUCGAGUCAUUUUCACCUCCCACGUGUUGUAGGCCAGUUAAGCUAGUGCUCGAUCGCUAA